CCAAAAACAGACAUACCAGGUGGAGAGCUUGGGAGAGUGGCAUCAUUCCAUCUGGCUGUGAGCCCUGGCCGCACGCAGGCUGCCUUCACCAUGGACAGUAUGAGCACAGCCAUCUUGCUCCUGCUCCUGCUCCUGGCUCUCGUCUGUCUGUUCCUGACCAUCAGCUCAAAGGGCAAAGGCCAGCUGCCUCCAGGCCCCAGACCUCUCCCAUUCCUGGGAAACCUGCUGCAGCUUCGCUCCCAAGACAUGCUGACCUCCCUCACCAAGCUGAGCAAGAAGUACGGCUCAGUGUACACAGUGUACCUGGGGCCCAGACGGGUGGUGGUCCUCAGUGGGUACCAAGCCGUGAAGGAGGCCCUUGUGGACCAAGAGGAGGAGUUUAGUGGCCGUGGCGACUGCCCUGCCUUUCUCAACUUCACUAAGGGCAAUGGCAUUGCCUUCUCCAAUGGGGACCGAUGGAAGGUCCUGAGGAGAUUCUCUGUUCAAAUUCUGCGGAACUUCGGGAUGGGGAAGAGGAGCAUUGAGGAGCGGAUUCUGGAGGAAAGCAACUUCCUGCUGGCGGAGCUUCGGAAAACUGAAGGUGAGCCCUUCGACCCCACGUUUGUGCUGAGCCGCUCCGUGUCCAACAUUAUCUGCUCUGUCAUCUUCGGCAGCCGCUUCGACUACAAGGACGAGCGUCUGCUCACCAUUAUCCACCUCAUCAAUGAGAACUUCCAAAUCAUGAGCAGCCGCUGGGGGGAGUUGUACAAGAUCUUUCCGAGCCUCCUGGACUGGCUUCCCGGGCCGCACCGAUGCCUUUUCCAGAACUUCGGGCGCAUGAAGGACCUCAUUGCCCGCAGCGUCCGUGACCAUCAGGCCACCCUCGAUCCAGAAUCUCCCCGGGACUUCAUUGAUUGCUUCCUUACCAAGAUAGCACAGGAGAAGCAGGACCCGCUAAGCCACUUCCAUAUGGACACACUACUGAUGACCACACAUAAUCUGAUAUUUGGCGGCACCGAGACCGUGGGCACCACGCUGCGCCACGCCUUCCUUGUGCUCUUGAAGUACCCAAAAGUGCAAGCCCGCGUCCAGGAGGAGAUCGACCGCGUGGUGGGUCGCGAGCGGCUGCCGGCGCUGGAAGACCGAGCGUCCAUGCCCUAUACAGAUGCGGUGAUCCACGAGGUGCAGCGCUUCGCAGAUAUCAUUCCCAUGAGCUUGCCGCACCGGGUGAUUCGGGACACGGCCUUUCGAGGCUCCUUGCUACCCAAGGGCACGGAUAUCAUCACCCUCCUUAAUACAGUCCACUGUGACCCCAGCCAAUUUCUGACGCCUCAGGAAUUCAACCCUGACCAUUUUCUGGAUGCCAGUCAGUCCUUCAAGAAGAGCCCUGCCUUCAUGCCCUUCUCAGCAGGACGUCGGCUGUGCCUGGGCGAGUAGCUGGCGCGCAUGGAGCUCUUCCUCUACUUCACCCCCAUCCUGCAGAGCUUCUCUCUGCAGCCGCUGGGGGCGCCCGAGGACAUCGACCUGACCCCGAUCAGCUCGGGUCUCGGCAAUUUGCCGCGGCCUUUCCAGCUGCGCCUGCGCGCGCGCUGACGCCGCAUCCUUUCCAGAUUCGCCUGGGAGCGAUGAGGCCCGCACGGAGGGCUUGUUCCCUCAGUCUUCUCGUUCCACUGUGCCCCAUCCUCUCACCGUCACAUUUGCUUCCCCUCACGUUGCGCAUGCCACAUGCCCAUCCCCCAUCAUUCCUGUCUUUACUGGGUCUGCGCCCCUAGAGGUAGAGAAAGCCGCGGGGAAGAGGAAGCUGAUGCCGUGUUUAACCCACAGAACUCGUUCUAUAUUGCACUCCUUUUGGGGAGCUUUUUGUAUCAUUUCCCAGUAAAUUAUCUUUAUAAUAGAUUCAAA
Molecule: messenger RNA, 1881 nt
Organism: Camelus dromedarius (Arabian camel)
Lineage: Eukaryota; Metazoa; Chordata; Mammalia; Artiodactyla; Camelidae
Product: cytochrome P450 2F5
Exons: 10
Coding region: 91-1416 (441 amino acids)
Biological process (GO): epoxygenase P450 pathway; xenobiotic metabolic process
Cellular component (GO): intracellular membrane-bounded organelle; cytoplasm
Molecular function (GO): iron ion binding; oxidoreductase activity, acting on paired donors, with incorporation or reduction of molecular oxygen, reduced flavin or flavoprotein as one donor, and incorporation of one atom of oxygen; oxygen binding
Source: RefSeq, a predicted model, not a curated record